Oncorhynchus kisutch (coho salmon) is the source of this 1266-nucleotide messenger RNA. RefSeq names its product caltractin. The coding region runs from base 133 to 648 and encodes 171 amino acids. Lineage: Eukaryota; Metazoa; Chordata; Actinopteri; Salmoniformes; Salmonidae. The transcript is spliced from 5 exons. The record is from RefSeq and is a predicted model, not a curated record. Gene Ontology annotation, molecular function: calcium ion binding. Gene Ontology annotation, cellular component: myosin II complex.
AUUUAAAAUACUCUCCUACUGUAGUUUCAGGCAACCUUUGUUUACCUGCCGCCUGAUACUGUUCUAGCUUUACCUUGUUGAAUUCAAGUUGCAAUAAAUCAAUUGUGUUCGUCCCAGGGUUGAUAUUUCGAGAUGGCUUCAGGCUACAGAAAACCCAACACCACUUCCAACCAGAGGAAAAAGGCAGGUCCUAAACCAGACUUGACAGAGGAACAAAAGCAGGAGAUCAGAGAGGCCUUUGACUUGUUUGAUACAGAUGGGUCGGGCACAAUUGACGUGAAGGAACUCAAGGUUGCCAUGCGUGCCCUUGGCUUUGAACCAAAGAAAGAAGAGAUCAAGAAGAUGAUUGCAGACAUUGACAAGGAGGGCUCUGGGACCAUUGAUUUUAAUGACUUUCUCUGUAUGAUGACACAGAAAAUGAGUGAAAAAGACUCAAAAGAAGAAAUUCUGAAGGCUUUCCGCUUAUUUGAUGAUGACGGCACGGGCAAAAUCUCCUUCAAAAAUCUCAAGAGAGUUGCCAAGGAGCUAGGCGAAAGCUUGACAGAUGAGGAAUUGCAGGAAAUGAUUGACGAAGCAGACCGAGAUGGAGAUGGAGAGAUCAACGAGCAGGAGUUUCUAAGGAUAAUGAAAAAGACAAGUCUAUAUUGAAUGUCUUAUGUUUCCCAAUGUUUAUUUUUUCCACUGCUGGAAUUUAUGUCUUUGAUUCUUUUAAGGGUACUUUAUGAUAUAGUGACAUAGUGGCUUUUUUCAUAUGCGUUGUAAAUUAUUAUAACAGCUCUAUACACUGAUUGUAUGAUAUUUGAGAAAAAAUAAAACAUUUAAUCAUUUCAAAUGUAUCUAGACUUUUUCAAUUUAAUCAUAGCUUUUAUCUAAGUUAAUGUCUCCUAUUUACCAUGGAAGUGAAAUUAUCAUGUUUAUUCAAACACCCUUGCACCUAACAUUACUGUAUGGCUAUUUGGUUCCCUCUUGUGACACAUAAAUGAAGUGCAGCUAUAAUUGUCUUUACUUACAUGAUUUAGCCUUUUUCUCAAGCUCAGUUAAAACAGUCUGAUCAUCCAAAUAUAUUUUGAUUAUACCCUUCACAUUAUCUAGAGACAGACUCACUGCUCUGAAUCCAAGAAAUCAGAUGAACAUAUGCUAAGACUGGCUGAAUGUGUUAUGACUAAGUCACUGUCGGAUAACUAAAUGCAUGGUAUACGAAAUGACUGGGUUGAAUUUCAGAUGACUGUCAGUAAAAGUGAUCACUUGGUGAGUCAGUAACCAUAA